Molecule: messenger RNA, 1965 nt
Organism: Hyaloscypha bicolor E
Lineage: Eukaryota; Fungi; Ascomycota; Leotiomycetes; Helotiales; Hyaloscyphaceae
Exons: 3
Coding region: 249-1589 (446 amino acids)
Molecular function (GO): lipid binding
Source: RefSeq, a predicted model, not a curated record
AAGGAAGGCCCUGGAGGCCAUUACUCAGGAGCAAAUCCCAUUCCUAAUAUUCAGCGAUUCGUCGAAAGUCUCGAUGCGGAUAAGAAGGCCUGAGACACCAAAAUCAACGAAGAUAUGAAGGGAAAGGGACCAGCGAUGUCCAGGAUCACAAGCCACGCAAACCAGUUGGUGUGAAAGGGACAAGAAAGGCGGUUACAGACCCUACCACUGGGAAGGAGGUGGAGAUUGAAGAUGUCAACUAGGAUUUCAUGAGAGCUGUGGAGGACCCGAAACUUUCGGUACCAAACGCAAAUGUGGAUAAAGAGACGACCGCCAAAACCGAGGCACACCAAUCUGGGAAGAGUACAGAGUCAACCAAGAUAUCACUGCACCUCCAGACCCUAUUGAGCCAGGCAGCACCUCUGAUGUACCAAUUCAUGGAGAGAAGACGAAUAUUCUCUUCCACCCUACGAUCAGUCAGCUAUGAGCCGAUGUAUGAAUUGUUGGAGCAGAAGGCCAUAGUAUUAUCUGGUGGUGUUCUCAUUGCAAUUGUAGUUCUUGGGAAGCUGUUUGGCGGAGCACUCUAUGGACUGAUACACUUGGGAAUGUGUGUGGCUUCCGGUAUAUACUUGUGGAUGAAAGAACUUGUGCGGAAAGGCCGUGAGACUGAAUGGCAGAGCGAGAAGGAUCGUGGCAAACUGGCAACAGCCAAUCUGAUCCCCGAAUCUGUGGAAUGGAUGAACACAUUCCUAGGUAUUACGUGGGGACUCGUUGAUCCGGAAAUGUUCUCUGGCGUCGCAGAUACCCUCGAGGAUAUUAUGCAGGCUUCUGUCCCCAGUGUGAUUGAGAACGUUCGAGUUGCCGAGAUCAAUCAAGGCAGUAAUCCCUUCCGCAUCCUGAGUUUGCGAGCUCUUCCUGAUGGGCAUAUUGAAGAGCUGAAAGAUGACAUACACAAACACAACGAGAAGGUCAAAGACCCUCAAGAGCUGGCCGCCGAUGAAGAGGGGGGCGACUACUAUAACAUCGAGUGUUCUUUCGCGUACCAUGCUGCACCCACAGGAAAAGGCACGUCCGACAGAGCGAAGAAUAUUCAUAUGCAACUGGUUUUCUAUCUUGGUAUCAAGGGCCUGUUUGGAAUACCUCUUCCAAUCUUUGUAGAACUUCAAGGUUUGGUGGGAACAGUUCGACUGCGCUUGCAAAUGUCACCAGAAACACCGUUCUUGAAGGCCCUCACGUUCACGCUCAUGGGCUUACCAAAAGUUCAAGCAGCAUGCGUUCCAAUGCUGGAAACGGGAGUCAAUAUCUUGAAUCUUCCACUGAUCUCCAAUUUCGUCAACUACGCCAUUGCUGCUGCAGCCAACGAGUAUGUCGCCCCCAAGUCGAUGACACUCGAUAUGGGUAAAUUGCUUGUUGGUGAUGAUAUUCAAAAGGAUGUGGAGGCUUUGGGUGUGCUUUGGAUUAGAAUCCACAGAGCGACUGGACUCAGCAAGCAAGAUCGUCGUGGAAGUCAAGGUGGAGGCAGUGACCCCUAUAUCACUAUCAGUUUCUCCAAAUACGGCAAGCCAAUGUGUUGUACUCGAGUGAUCCAAGAUGACCUCAAUCCAGUGUGAGAGGAGACUUGUGCUUUGCUUGUCACUCCAGAUUUGAUCAAAGCUGACGAACAACUCUCCCAUGGAGCUCUGGGAUUCGGAUCGAUCGACCUCCGACGAUGUGGUUGGGAAGGUCGAAUUAUCCAUGCAGAAAAUGAUCCAGCAUCCCGGCAACAUGUAUCCACAAGUUUCUAAGCUUCGCAGUAUGGACGAAGGUAGUGAGAUCCCUGGUGAACUUCAUUGGGAAGUUGGAUACUUUGGAAAGCCGCAAUUCCGGCCUGAGUGGCCGAGUACCAGACGUGGAGACGGAAACUUGAUUGCAUAUUUGUAAGAUCCUCCGUGAUCAAGGGCUUUUCAAAUUGCUGCUCGGAUCUGACCACCGAUUUGUUGGAAGUUC